AUGAGUCAUCUGCUACACUUACAGACUCUGAAUAUGAGCUACUACAAUAACUCGGGCGCAAACAUUCCCGCUAAUCUCACACAUGGUAAAGAACUAAGAGAAUUUGUUGUCAGUAACAAUGAGCUAAUCGGGCAGAUUCCUGACCAGCUUUGUUCCUUAUCAAAAUUAGUAGUUCUGAAUCUGGCAGUCAAUGACCUUAAGAGAAAUACUCCAGCUUGGAUAGGGAAUUUCUCUUCUCUGCAACUUCUUUCACUUACAAGGAAUCAGUUCCAAGGAAGCAUACCCUUUGAACUUAGUCAUCUAUCCGGCUUGGGUUUUUUUACAGGUUUAUGUAAGCAAUCUUUCUAUUACUCAAAACCAGCUGCACGGGCAGUUGCCUCCGGCAGUCCGGCUGUUGGCCUUACACUUCCUAAACUGAAGUUCCACAGUGAAUCCUUCAAUUCGGUUACAAGUGUUUGCCAUGGGGGGCAUCUUCUUCACGGAAGCAUCCCUUUUGGGAUUGAGAACAUUGUCGACUUGACCAAUCUGGUAUUGGAAAGAGACAAUAUGAGCGGUAAUGUUCUUGAGGUUAUUGGAAACCUUCGCAAGUUAGAGGGUUUGCAUUUGAACUAUAACAGGUUUUCAGGGUUAAUUCUGUCUCCCUGGAAGUUUGCAGAAAAUGAAUUUCUAAGUAACAAUCUUAAUGGCACCAUACACAAGAAGAUUAUUGGUCAAAUUCACAGCACCUCAUUCUUUGGAAACUUUGAAGGGUCUAGGGAAGUGCCACGAGAAGGAGUCUUUGCAAAUGCAAGUGCCAUCUCUAUCAAUGAAAUGAUAAGCUCUGUGGUGGCAUUGCAGAAUUACAACUACAGAAAUGCUCCAGGAAAAGAGAUGGAAAGCAUCUCUUGA
Messenger RNA from Tripterygium wilfordii, 888 nucleotides. Its product is annotated as leucine-rich repeat receptor protein kinase MSL1-like. The record is from RefSeq and is a predicted model, not a curated record. Gene Ontology annotation, molecular function: protein binding. The transcript has 5 exons. Lineage: Eukaryota; Viridiplantae; Streptophyta; Magnoliopsida; Celastrales; Celastraceae. Bases 1 to 888 code for a protein of 295 amino acids.